GUGGGGUCAUCCCCUCCUCCACUGAAGUGAGGGGCUAACGUGUCUUUUGGGGGUUCAUCAAGUGGCCUUAGGUCACAGGCUUAGACUCAAGAAUGGACAGUCGAGGAGAGGUGUCUAAGGGACUGGCAGGCCCAGACCCUUCCCUGAGGACAUCUGGCCUCUCCCUCACCAGCCACCUCUCUGUGGCCCUCCCUCUGUCCCCUCCUUUCUUUCUUUUUUUUUUUUGUUUUUUGUUUUUGUUUUUGUCUUUUUGCUAUUUCUCGGGCCGCUCCUGCGGCAUAUGGAGGUUCCCAGGCUAGGGGUCGAAUGGGAGCUGUAGCCACCAGUCUACACCAGGGCCACAGCAACGCUGGAUCCAAGCCGCGUCUGCAACCUACACCACAGCUCAUGGCAACGCCGGAUCGUUAACCCACUGAGCAAGGACAGGGAUCGAACCCGCAACCUCAUGGUUCCUAGUUGGAUUCAUUAACCACUUCGCCACGACGGGAACUCCUGUCCCCUCCUUUCGAGUCACCACCCCCCAGGUUCUGCCAUCCCCGGGGUCCCCAGCCCAGAUACCCUCCCCGCACUCUCCAGUGGAGGAGAGUAGGAGUCCCUUCUGGACCCCAGCCUUAUGUUUUCUGCUUCCCUUGACUGAGCACCUACUGUGUGCUGGGCAGGAAUUCCCUUGAUUUCUCAGGGCCUCCCGAGAGCCUGACUGCCUCCACUCUUUUCAUGAUGCUCUGAGGAUGGACUCGGUGGAGAAGCAUUUGCACCAAGUUGUGCAGAUUCCUGGGCUGAGUACAAAUUGGAAUGGGAGGUAUGUUCCCAUCAUCUUAGUUCACCUUCUUCAUUACAAAAAUGAGAUUAUGGAGACUUUGAGGAAAUUUAUGCCACUAAACAAUAUAUUAUAAUCUACUGUAAAAAGCAUUAACUUAUUCAGUCAUUUGGAAGGUCACAGAAGUAAACAUUUACUGCGAUUAACAUAAUCAUGGACAGUUUGAACUACAAGAUCUAGAUCAGAGGGGACUCUAGGGCCAACAGGAAGACAUCUGAGGACUCCACAGCAGAGGGUGCUAGAAACUUAGUAUGACUGUAGCCUUGGCUGUACCUGGCAGUCCUCGUGGGCCUGUACUACCUCCUGCGCUGGCAGCGGGAGAGGCAGGUGGUGAGCCACCUGAGGGACAAGUAUGUCUUCAUCACGGGCUGUGACUCGGGCUUCGGGAACCUGCUGGCCAGGCAGCUGGACUGCGGGGCUUGAGGGUCCUGGCUGCAUGUCUGACGGAGCAGGGGGCCCAGCAGCUGAGGAAGCAGACGUCAGACAGGCUGGAGACGGUGCUCCUGGACGUGACCAAGACAGAGAGCGUCGCUGCAGCCAGGAGUGGGUGAAGGAGUAUGUGGGGGACAGAGGUACCACCUAGAUUUCUUUUGCAUUUGUUUAUUUCUUCUCUGAGUAAGAAAAACGUCUUUUCUGCUCACUAAGAAUAUUCAUGAGAGGUUUUAAUAUUCAAGCCUUAUUGUCUUGGAAUUGAUGCCCGUUUUUUCAGACCUUGACCACAUGUCUAAUGCAGACUUGUUUCCUAAGUUCUCCUACGCUGGGUUUUCAAAGAUGUCUUUCCCAACCAGGUUCUGGAAAGUGAGUAUUCAUGAAUUUUUCAUUUUCUCAUUUCUUUUCUUUUUUCUAUCAUUUCCUAUUUCCUUUCUCUUCUCAAGUUUUCCCUUCAUUUCUCCCACUUACUAUUCCUAUCUACCUGUCUCUGUCUCUCUCCUAUAUGAUGUUUAGGUGAAUCACACUAUUUUCCCAAACUCUGUCUAUGAACUUAAUAAAGAUGGGUUUAUUGCCUACUGGGUGCCAGGCACUGAGGAACAGAAAAAUGAGUGGGACCAUCCCUGCCUUCCAAAACUCAAAGAACAUACAUACCCUGACACCCUACACCCACCACAUCCCCAUUUCCUCUUCUGUACUCUUCUUCCUUAUAUCAUGUGGCACAUUGGUGAUGACUCAAUCAAAAAACUAAGUUGGGGAGUUCUUGUCAUGGCUCAGUGGAAAUGAACCUGACUGGUAUCCAUGAGGAUGGGGUUCAAUCCCUGGCCUCACUCAGUGAGUUAAGGAUCCAGGUGUUGCGAUGAACUGUGGUGUUGCAGAUGUGGCUCAAAUCCUGUAUUGCUGUGGCUAUGGUGUAGGCUAGCAGUUGCAGCUCUGAUUCAACCCUUAGCCUGGGAACCUCCAUAUGCCAUGGGUGCAGCCCUAAAAAGCAAAACAAAACAAAAAACCAGAAAAACAACAACAACAAAAAAACCCAACAACAACCAAAAAACUCAGUUUGGAACCGCAGCUGAGUCCUCUCUCACAGGCCCAGGCCCAGGCCCAGCCAGUGUUGCCCUCAUGUCACACUGUGCCCUGGAUUCUGGGGUCUGGUGAAUAGUGCUGCCCAUCUCCUUGCCUAUUAGUGGCUCAAUUAGUGGCUGACCAAACAGGGGCCAUGUGGUCAACUUCUCCAGCAUCCUGGGCUGGGUGACCCUUUUUGGUGGGGGGCUACUCCAAGUUCCAAGUACAGCUUCGAGGCCUUCUCAGACUCCCUUGGGAGCUGGCCUGGGACAGAGACCAUCCCUUGGUCCUCUUGCUACUGUGCUUUGGGAGGGGGGUUCUUUUCUUCUCAAACUUAGAGCUUUUCCUUCUAGAUGUUUCUCUCUUACUUUGUUCCAGGCAUUUGUUGGAAACACUUUUCUAAGUUUUGGGUAUCAGGAUGGGCUCUAGAACUGCAGAAUUUGCUUCACACCAUCUCUGCCGUGGAUGAGGGCUCAUGGUCAGAAAGUAUCUGAGGCAGAAUUGGAAUUGGGAUUAUUUGGCUGCAGAGCCCAUGUCCACAACCCCUAUGAUAUUCCCCUAUCAUAUGGGGGGGAGCCCUUGGGGUGGGGGUAGAACAUUUGACUCAGUUCAACUGAUACUUCUUGGCACUUCUGUGAGUGCACAAUAAAUGCAUCUAGGCUCAAGAAGCUUUGGCCCUUUAUCUAAAAAGUCUGACAGCUGAGAAAGGGACAAGAGAUACAGGAUGUCAUGGCCAUCAUUUAUGAUGGUUAUGCCUAAAUUAGCCACAGUAGCCUUGGUAGUCAGCGGAACCAGGGGGAGAUCUGGGAGAUAAAGAUCUGAGCUGAGGGUUGACGAACUGAACUUGGGAACCUGGCAACCUGGCAAAGUCGGGCAGGGAAGCUUUCUGGGUGAGGAAAUGGGAUCAGCCUAGGCCCAGGGUGAGUAACAUUUGAUGGCCUAUGAUGUGGGAUCCUCUAGGGGCAGGUGGGCAUGUGUGGGCUAAUGAAAGCUAUGGGCCCUGGACAGGCUGGGAGCCAUCAUACGGUUGGCAACAGAACCCCAUGGAAAGGAUUUUAUCAGAGGAACUAAAAUCAUCAAAUCAACCUAUAGAGAGCCCACUGGCUACAGAACAGAGAGUGGUUCUGAAUGUGGGGGAGCUGCAACCUCAGGCAGAAGAUGCUCCUUAGAGAACAGUCAUAAUAACCCAGCUGACAGAUGACUAGGCUGUUGGCUAGAGCAGGAGAGGAGAGGGAGGGGACAGAGGAGUAGGGAGGUGGAAAUGGGCAACCUCCGACUACUGAAUACCUGUGAGGGAAAUGGAAGGAGAUCACAAGUGGUGCCUUGUACACACUUGGUAGUAUUUGAAACUGAUAAACACAUGUAUAUAAAAUAUUUCAAAAAAAUCUGUACAGAAACAGUAUCAUUAUCGUAAGUUUGCUCUCUCUAACUGCCGCCGCACUUCAUGACUCCCCUUAUCCCACCCCAGUCGGCAUUGAGAUUUUACUGUUUUUGUUUGUGUUCCAAGGCCUCUGAAGGCCUUGCCCCUCUGCCUCUUGGCCUUGUAGAGGGAGCACUUUGGGGAAAGCUGGCUAUGAUUGAGCCCUGUUACUUUAAGAGCAGCAUGAGAAACCUUGAGAUGUUUUGGGGGGGUUUUCAGGAGGCAUGGAGUUGGGCCUGCCCAGAGGUCAAGGAUCUCUCUGGGGAGACGUUCCUGGCUCAGGAGAGUGAACUGUGGGUAUUAGGGAGAGAAGCAAACCCUCAUCUAGGAGCCUGGGUCCAUCAUUAGCACCUCCUCCAAUCUCCGGUCCUUCUUCCAGGCUCUGACUCCCCCCAGCAGUGAGGAUGUGUGCUCCAUCCCCAGGGCCCUGUGUGGCCAACUGGUGACCUCAGGAUCCAGGCUUGAUAGACCGGGGGACCACUGUCUCUCUGAAAUUCUCAUUAUUUAGGGAGGAAACUAAAGCCAGAGAGGGAAGAUAUCAGUGGACUCAUGGCAAAUUAACAUUAGGCCAGUUGGUUUUCAUGUACCUAGGUUUCUAGUGUUUGUAGAAACAUCCAAUUGGUGUAUUGGAUAUUCUCAGAAACAGACCCAGGCGUGCCUUAAUGUGGAACAGUUGUUCCUGCGGUAACAGUUUAGAUACUUCUUGGGAAAUUGGACAGAUUAGUUUGGGGCAUGGGUUAGGGGUGGAAAGGUGGGCAAGGGGUAGAAAUUCUUAGAAAAUUUCUUCCCGUAUUAGACCUGUGAAUUGAAGAGGAGGGAUGUGGAGGUAUAUAAGGUAGAUUUCUUGUCUUGAGCAGGCAUCAGAAUAACUGGAAGUAUUUUGAAAAUAUGCAUGAUGAAUCGGUCCUUGGUUGCGGACCGCCUGGAGCCUGCCGGGACUGCCUACCACCCCCACACAUGAUACUCACCAGGCCGGAAGCUCUUCUACUUCCCCACAAGCCACAUGCCCUCCUUUCUGGUGGAUGCCAUGGUCUACUGGAGCUCCCCAAGACCUGCCAGGGCCCUGUGAAGUCAAGAUUGGGGUGCAUGGGGAGUCUAGUUGGGGUGCAUGUGAGGGAUGAUACUUCAAGAGGAAGGAAAUAAGGUGGAGGGAGCAAGCUCUCCAGUCUCUAAGGUCACAUAGCUCAUCCUCCUCCUUGUCUCUGCUCCAGGCUUCUCCUGAGGCUCUCGGGGUAUUAGGAAGUUUUGCGGCCGAGAAACGGGGAUCCAAUAGCACGUCAGUGCCCUUUUCCUUGAGCAGCCUCUCAAGGCUCUGAACCUCAUGGCCCUUUUCCACCCUGAGGAAGCUACACUUUUGGGAGGAUCUGAGCAGCUAGGAGGGGUCUCAGCCCCACCUGCUCUGCCUCUGCUUACCUCCUCAGGCUGUGCCUUGGUUUCCUCAUCCCACGGGAUGGAAUUGGCUGGAGGAGGCAAAGGAUCCUCUCUCCACUGAAAAUACGUGUGGGGUCGAGGGUGCACAAAGCAGUCACCAGCCUAACCCAUCAGCUUCAUAUGCCAAUUGAAUAGGGAGGCCAGUGGUCAGAGUGGGCAGCAUUCUCAGUCUAGGACAAGAGCCCUCUGUGUGGUCCUACAGCCCGCCCAUCCCCCAUUCCACAGCCUGCAUUUUUCUGAUGCUGGGAUGUUGGGUCCAGGGGAAUGCGGCCUCAUUCAGCAGCCAGCAGAGAGGCCCAUGGGAUGGUGAGGCAGGCCCAGGCUUGUGUUGGGGCAGUUCCAGGUCAUUCUUCUUUAGGUCUAGAGACAAACCCUUGGAUUUCACCUCUCUUCUCAAGAACUGGGACGUAACCUGGGCCUGCUCAGCCUUUGAGUGACUAUUUGACUUCUGCCAGCCAAGACUUCCUUGUUCACUCACCAAGAAAGUGGGCAGAGUUCUUAGAGGCCUCCCAGAUCCAUUGCAGGCGGUGCUGUGCUUUAUGGUGGGUGUGAAAUAGGUGAGGUUUGCCUCCACCUCCCACCUCCAAACCCUACGGGCCUUGGGUCUGAUCCCUGGGGCUGGGUCUAUGAACUGACAUGACCCCCUCAACUCCAAUCACCCUUGGUUUGGAAUGGCCAAAUUCUCUGGGCUUUCCCAAAGUAACACCUGCUUUACCUGAUUCUGGAGCCGAUCAACCUUGGUAGAUAAUAGAGCAUCGUGAUGCAUCCUUGUCUCUUUGACCUAGAGAAUUUGGUGGCCCUGUUUCUGUGCCAGACCUUCUAGACAGGGAAGGUGUAGGCCCCAGGUCUCUCAGAUGAGCCUGGUCACCAGCUCAUUCUGAAGAAUGGUGACCCUAGAGGUUGAUCCAAGGGACCACUGCAGACUCCAGCAUCACUCUGUCCCCAUAUUUUAUGCAAUCCUGGGAGUGGCCCCUCACUACUCACGCCUUUGUCUCAUUUCCUUGCUUCCUUCUCUUUAUCAGCUUCCCUUCUGCCUUUCUAUGUGUUCUUUGCCCCAUUGCCUGGAAUCUCUCCUUCCCCUCAAGUCCUGACCCUGAGAACCUUCCAAGUAUCUGCCCCUGUCCUCCGCUUCUCCCAUAUGUCACCCCUUCUCAGAGCCAAGGACUUGGCCUCAGUCCCUUUCUGUGGCUGCUUAGGGAACUCAUGAUUCAUCCUCUUCAUCUGGGCAGACUUCAGUCUCAGUGAUGUUCCUAUCAGAAUUCUCUAUCUUCCUUUCCCCUCCCACUGGGCCUAAGUAUCUCCUCCUGACUUUUCUUGCCACCUGUGGUCCUGAUGGUCUCUCUGCACAUCCCAUUAGCCACUGUGUCCAUUGACUUUAUAGUCCCUUUCUUCCACUGAUAUCCCCCUCUUCAGACUCCCCAGCUCAGCAGCUCACCUAGCAUGUGCCCGGUCCUGGGGGUAGAAGAAAAAUGCCCACUGGGGGACCCUGCCCCGGAGAGCUGAUGUGUCCUCAGUCCUUAACUCCCUUCACUUGACUGGUUGCUGGGUGAGAGGGGUGCUGGGGCCUGCUUGGAGUGCAGUGGGGACUCUGAAUAUCACCUCCCAAGGAAUCAGGCCCUGAGCCACUCAAGGGUUUCUGCCUUCUGGAAAUUGGGGCCUCACAUAACCAGCCUCCCUUAUAAAAGGGUCUGGUGCUCUGACCUCAGGACAAUGGAGGCACGUCCACCCUGAGGAGGACCCUUUGUUUUUCAUCAUCACUCAUAGCAGAGACUCAUCUAAGGGCAGAGAACUCCAAAGAGCUGAUAACCUGGAGCUCAUUUCUCUUGCUCUUUGGAGGGUAUAAAACCAAUUUUGUUUGUUUUUGCAUUGAUGAAUUUGUUCUAAUUUUCCCACUGAAAAUAAAAAUUAAGUUAUUUACAUGUCUACAUUCAUAACAAAUGAUUUUGAUCCCUGAACUGGAGGUGGAGGGUAUUGGGGGAGCUCCCCUGGGCUGAGUCCUCCGUUUUCCUUUCCUCUACCCAGACCACCCGAUGAGCCACCUCUCAGCACUGACAUUAUCACUGCGGGUUUUCCCAUUCUUGGCACCUUCACCCAUUUAGGACUGGUGCAGGGGGUGGAGAGGCAGCCAUCAGGAAUGUCUGAAGUGACAAAGCUUCAGGUUGGACUUGAAUUUCUUGUAUCUGGGCUAAUUAGUGUGGUGAUGCAUCCACCUAUAAAAAUUACAGAAUGGCUCAUCCAGGGACCGGGCAUCUUUUGCUGGGAGCAGAAGGGAGGAGGGCUCUUCUCAGUGGCUCCAACAGACUCGGGCUCAGAGGGCCAGCCCCUCCUACUGUCUCCUGAGCCCGAUUCUUCUUGGCCAUCACCUCCCCCUUGCCCUAUGGCGGCUAUCACAGAUCUCUCCUUUAUGUACCGCUGGUUCAAGAACUGCAAUGUGGUCCGCAACCUCUCAGACAAGUAUGUCUUUAUCACGGGCUGUGACUCGGGCUUUGGAAACCUCCUGGCCAGGCAGCUGGUUGAUCGGGGCAUGCGGGUGCUGGCUGCUUGCUUCACUGAGGAGGGAGCCCAGAAGCUUCAGCAGGAUACCUCCUACCGGCUCCAGACCACCCUAUUGGAUGUCACCAAGACUGAGAGCAUCAAGGCAGCAGCCCAGUGGGUGAGGGACCAAGUGGGCGAGCAAGGCCUCUGGGCCCUGGUGAACAAUGCUGGUGUGGGCCUGCCCAGUGGCCCCAAUGAAUGGCUGACCAAGGAAGACUUUGUGAAGGUGAUCAAUGUGAACCUGGUGGGACUGAUUGAAGUGACCCUCCAUAUGCUGCCCAUGGUCAAGAAAGCCCGGGGCAGGGUUGUCAACAUGUCCAGCAGUGGUGGCCGUGUAGCUGUCAUUGGUGGUGGCUACUGUGUCUCCAAGUUUGGUGUCGAGGCCUUCUCUGACAGCAUCAGGCGUGAGCUCCACUAUUUCGGGGUGAAAGUCAGCAUCAUUGAGCCGGGCAACUACCGGACAUCCAUUCUGGGCAAGGAGAGCUUGGAGAUGCGCAUGCGCAAGAUGUGGGCGCGGCUGCCUCAGGAGACCCGCGAUAGCUAUGGAGAAGAGUACUUCCAUAUCUAUACUGACAAGUUAAAGAACAUGAUGCAGUUGGCAGAGCCAAGGAUCCGUGAUGUCACCAAUAGCAUGGAACAUGCCAUUGUUUCCCGGAGCCCUCGCAUCCGCUACAACCCUGGCCUGGAUGCCAAACUCCUCUACAUUCCCUUGGCUAAAUUGCCCACCCCUGUGACAGAUUUCAUCCUGAGCCGGUACCUUCCAAGGCCAGCAGACAGUGUCUGAACUGGGGAAGCCCAAGGGGUGGUCAGUGGAGUGUAGAGGAGGGGAGUUAGAGAAGGCAUCAUGGGGUCACAAGAGGGGAGAUCAGAUGUUCUGGGGGCACCUUGCUUGGUUGACACCCUUCCCAGCACUAGUGAAUUUAUGAGUAACUUCUAAUAGGAAAUGAGUGCCUCUUCCCAAUCACUGGGGCCUCACAGAAAUCUGAGGUGGCCUUUGCAGGUUCAAAGACCCAUAACCUAACCCUAAGAACAUCUGUCACCCGGUCAAGAUGGCUUUUUCUGGACCUGGGAAAGUCAAGGAGAGGAAAACUAGCUCCUGCUGAAUCAUGAGCCUCCCUCAGUUAUCACCACCACUGGGAAAUUCUGUGGGAUAAUCUAGCCCAUAGGAGAACUCAACCACUUUGCUGUUGUGCCUCUAAAUAUGCAUUUACCUCAUUCACAUAACCCAUUAUUUGGAGUUUGUAGUAGGGCAGACAGGGAGUGCAGGAUUGUAUCAGGCAAAAGUUUAUAAUAAUAUUUUUUCUCUCUUUUAUGGAUUGCUCUAUCCAUAGGUGAUUGGGACUCACAUGAAAUAACAUUCAUUCAUUUAAUCACUGUUGAUUAAUUCUUCAAAUAUUUAUUGAGUGCCUACCCUAGACUAGGCACUGUGUAGGUGCUGGAAGGAUACAGAUAUGAUUAAAUCAUGGUCUUGAUUUUUUACUCUUUA
This is a messenger RNA of Sus scrofa (pig), 9180 nucleotides long. It is a transcript of the gene SDR9C7, whose product is annotated as short chain dehydrogenase/reductase family 9C member 7. The record is from RefSeq and is a predicted model, not a curated record. Gene Ontology annotation, cellular component: intracellular membrane-bounded organelle. Gene Ontology annotation, biological process: steroid metabolic process. Lineage: Eukaryota; Metazoa; Chordata; Mammalia; Artiodactyla; Suidae. Gene Ontology annotation, molecular function: oxidoreductase activity.